Molecule: messenger RNA, 819 nt
Organism: Saccharomyces eubayanus
Lineage: Eukaryota; Fungi; Ascomycota; Saccharomycetes; Saccharomycetales; Saccharomycetaceae
Gene: CUR1
Product: Cur1p
Exons: 1
Coding region: 1-819 (272 amino acids)
Source: RefSeq, a predicted model, not a curated record
AUGGCUACCGCAUGCAUUUUCCAACCUAACCUUCUCAAGGUUAAUGCAUCUAAUGAGCCCUCCAAUAUGAUCCGCAAAAGAAGAAGAAUACAACAAUCACAACCAGGAUCAUUACUCCGAGAGAACAAACUUCAACCUCAAAUCUUUUUGCGGAACCUAAAUCACUGUUACAUACUAUCACUUUAUAAAGAAAUCACGUGCCAACUCAUUGGAGAAAUUCUUCACCAAAAAAUAUCCAAGAUAUGGGGAAAAGUAUACAUACCGUCUUAUGAACUGAUAUCAGAUAUUCAUGGAAACCAGCUUUAUGUGGAGCAAGGCGUGGACGAAAAUAAACUGGUCUCGGAAAUAUUGAAGAGACUUAACCCUAACCUUAUUGAUUCAGAAGCCACUCAAAUGUUAUUUGACGAUUACCAUUUAGAAUUAUCACACACAGGGAACGGUAUCUGCAUAUCCAGUUUAACCGAUCGUUUUCAUAAAGAGUUUUCUUUCAAUAAUGCAGUCACUGGUACAUUCAGACUCUGUGGGACGAGUGUACGCGCCGAUAGCAGUGGAACGGUAUAUGGUGUUAUGCAGAUUGAAAUUCCUAUCGAGGAGAAUACGUCACAAGCCGAGCAUACCUUUAGUGGGCUCUCUACUUUUCACAUUCAGACGGACGAACCCAAUGAUACAGAACAAGAAAUAAGAGCCUUUAAUUUGAGUCGACAGAAUCAAGAAAAUAUAAUUAGAAGGGAGAUUACAAGAAGAUUGAAAGGACAUGGUGAGCUUUACAACCAUCGCAAAAACAUGCGAAGCGCUUCUUCAAGAAUAGCAAAAAAAUAA